This is a messenger RNA of Drosophila ananassae, 1012 nucleotides long. RefSeq lists its product as uncharacterized. Gene Ontology annotation, molecular function: RNA binding. The transcript has a single exon. Lineage: Eukaryota; Metazoa; Arthropoda; Insecta; Diptera; Drosophilidae. The coding region runs from base 90 to 941 and encodes 283 amino acids. The record is from RefSeq and is a predicted model, not a curated record.
GAAAAUAAAACAAAUCCAAUUGCAGAAUCAAGUUCUCUUGACAUCAUUUAUUUCCUAUUUCCCAAGAAUUUCAAGUUAUUUUGCGAAGGAUGUCGUCGGGUAAUACCACUCCGAACAAAGGCAAGGCCUCUGCGAGUUCUUCGGAGCUUAGUCUUUCGUCGGCUCUUCAUGUGACUCAAGUGCAAACCACCGAGGAAGAUGAGCCCUUCUACUACUACGCAGGUCCUCCCCAAACGUCAAAGACGGAUCUUGAAGAGAUGGAACAGCCAAAAGAAUGUCUGGAGGAUAUGGUGCCCAUGACACCACCCUUUGUGGCCAAGAUCAGCAACCUCCCGAUGGAGUGCAAUGAGAGGGAGCUGGAGAAGGUCUAUGCCAAUUUUCCGAGGCGGUCUCUGACUGUUCCCAAAAAGGGAAAGCGUCCCAAGGGAUAUGCCCUGAUGGAGCUGGAAUGUAGGGAGGAUCUCAUUCAAUUGCUCUCUCUAGAGAAAAAGUGUCGGGGUCGUUUGCUCUACACAACAGUAUACAAGGAAGAGGAUGUUCCAGUGAAGCCUGGAGGAGGCGGAGACGCUCCCUGGACCCCAAGGACGCUAAGGACACCAAGGACGCCUAGGACACCCAUUACAUCGGGGAACGUAACCAGCGAAACGGAUGACCUUUCCUCGCACUACUCCGCCAGCGUCAGUAAUCUCAGCGAGGUAGUGUCUUCGGAGUGCUCCAACAGCGAAAUGUCCUAUUUCAGUCGCGAGUCACCCAUCAAGAGGACCCCGAGCAGCAUCGAGGAUGCGGAGAAGAAAAUGCACCUUCGCCUCCAGAAACUGGCGGAAUUCGAGAAUGCCCAAACUGAGAGAUUCGAGAACUCCUCCCCGUCAGAUGACCCAGAAACCUUCCAAAUGACCUGGAGCGAUAUCCUCAACGAGGCUAAGAAAAGUGAAGAGCUAUAGGUAGUUGUGUUUCUAAGAAUUCAAAUUUAAAUUGAAGAGUUAAUUAAAGAGUAUAAAUUUUUUGCUUGGCA